Messenger RNA from Bursaphelenchus xylophilus (pine wood nematode), 3651 nucleotides. The record is from the annotation of a GenBank genome assembly. Lineage: Eukaryota; Metazoa; Nematoda; Chromadorea; Rhabditida; Aphelenchoididae.
AUGGGCAAGAAGCAACAUCAAAAGGAUAAAUUGUAAGUUUUUAUUGAGUGUAUUGAGCCGUAUAUGGCUUUUAGUAUCGAAAUUUUGCGGUUUACAACGAGUUCAGGUUUUCGUGGUGGGACCAAAUGUGAUGAAAGAUGAUGGGAUUUUUUGAAUUUUUUGGGAAUUUCAGGGGAAUUUAAAAGAAGAUACUAUUCUAAGACUUAUUUUACAUAUCUUUGAUAUUAUUUUAGAUACCUAACCACCAAAGAAUGGAAGGAUUCCUUUGGCGGCCACAAAAGUUCCAUUGAAACCCAAAUUCAGAAGGCCCAGUUCAAGAAAUUACCUUUUACACAUUGCGCAUUGACCUUCCUUCCCUAUCAGACACCCGUAUGCACUCCGUCGGGCGUGAUUUUUGACAAACAACCGAUAUUGGACUACCUAAAAAAGCAUAAGAUUAACCCGGUUGAUGGCAAAAAAUUGGAACCAAAAGACCUCAUAGAACUCCAUAUGAGCAAGGAUAGUGAUGGUAAGUGAAUCUGGAAUAUUUGAGAAGGCGUAUUUUACAAUUGGGUGAAAUUUUGAGGGUUGUUGCGGAAUGCCAAAGUUUGGCGGGAAAAUUAAAAUUUGAAUUUUGAAGUGAAGAAAUGGUUGGAUUUGUGGUAAAAUACGUUUCGCCGUACCUCUUUGUUCAUUUUAGUGGUUCAUUUUGAUUUUUUUGCGGAAAUUUUUUAAUUAAAAAACAUUUGUUUGAUGACUAAAAUAAGGUCGGAAAAGUUGAAAAUCAAAUUUAGCUUGGCUUCAAAUGAUUGCUAAAUGACUUCUGGCUAUUUUAAAGUAAUUUUAAAUAGGCAUUCAAUAAGAAAAAUUAAUUUUUUUGCAUCCAUUUUAUCUAAAAUAAUGUAAAAACUACAUGUUUUUGACCGAAAAUUGUCAGAAAUCUUAAUUUUUUACAGAUUUAACCCGUACUUUUUGAUGUUUAUGAUAAUUCUAGGCAAUUACCAAUGUCCAGUGACCUUCCGCACCUUCACCGAGUCCUCUUUGAUCGUCACCAUCAGGACGACAGGUAAUGUGUAUGCCAUGGAGGCCGUAGAAGAACUGAAUCUGAAACGCGCGCAUCUCAAAGAUCUCCUAAAUGACGUUCCCUUCCAACGAAAGGACAUUAUCACUCUUCAAAACCCAAAUGAUCUCGAAAAAUUUAAUAUCGAGCGGUUUUAUCAUGUACAGUUUGACACACGCACGUUGGAAGAGAUCGCCGAAGAGAAGAAACAAAUGCAGUCGGCCAGCUUCUACAUCAACAAGGUAAAAUACGCCUUUUUCUAUGUUGUUUAAAGAAGUAUAAGUUUUAAUUUUUUUUUUUUUUGAAAAAACUUACACCUAAAAUAAGGUAAUUUUGUAAAUUCCAGCUGAAUUCCGAAGCCAAAUCCGCCAUCCAAAAGCUCAAUCAGAAGUAUGAAGCCAAAAAAGAGGAGGAGAAAAAGGAUGUGACCGCCGAUGCAGUGAAUGCCGCCCAUUAUUCGCAAGGAAAAAUGGCCGCCGGCUUAACUUCAACUGUAAUGGAGCCGAUCACGGUGAACAAGGCCGCGGUUUUGGAUGAAAGCACUGUUAAGUAAGUGAAUUACCCCUGAAGUUUUAGUUGAGAUUGAUUUUGGAUUUGAUUUUGGUGAUUUUUGAUAGAGAGGAAGACUUGACUCAAAAUUUUGAAAUUUGGGUCAAGUCUUUCUCUUAGUGGGAAAUGGCGGAGAAUGGAGUUAGAAGUGUUGAAAACAAAGUUUCUGGGAUAAAAUACGGAUUAUCUAUUUGAGUAAGACUUGACUCGAAACUUGAACUUUGCGUCAAGUCUUCCCCUCGGAAAAAAAUGCUAGAAAAUAUAAAUAAAAACGAUUUUCAAGGAAAUUAAGGGUGUUUUAAACCAUUUUUCUGUUUUCAGAUACUCCAGAGUCACUAAAAACGGCUAUGUUCGCCUCCUAACCAACCAUGGCCCUCUGAAUCUGGAACUUUUCUGCAAAAUCGCCCCAAAAGCGUGUGAAAAUUUCAUCCGACACUGUGCCGACGGUUACUACGACAAUUCGCGCUUCCACAGACUGAUCAAACAUUUCAUGCUUCAGGGCGGAGAUCCGACCGGCACUGGAAAAGGCGGAGAAUCGGUUUGGGGCAAACCCUUCGAAGACGAAGUCCAUCAUUCACUACAUCACGACGCAAGAGGCGUUCUUAGCAUGGCGAACAGAGGGACAGACACGAAUCAGUCGCAAUUGUAAGGAUUUUUUACUUGAAUUUUGAAUUCCCGCCAAUUUUGGAGAAGCUUGGCAUUGUGUUGCAAGGGAAAAUUGGGUCGUUUGAAAUAUUGUAGAGUAAAAAAUGGUUGUCGAGUAAAUUUUAGUUGAGUUUUUACGAUUUUUUUGUGGAAUUUUGAAUUUUUCGCCAAAUUCAAAAAAAUCUUGGCAUUGUGUUGCAAGAGUAAAGAUUGGGUCGUUUGAAAUAUUGUAGAGUAAAAAAUGGUUGUCGAGUAAAUUUUAGUUGAGUUUUUACGAUUUUUUUGUGGAAUUUUGAAUUUUUCGCCAAAUUCAAAAAAAUCUUGGCAUUGUGUUGCAAGAGUAAAGAUUGGGUCGUUUGAAAUAUUGUAGAGUAAAAAAUGGGGUUGUUUAUUAAAUUUUAGUCAAGUUUUUUUGAUUUUUUUUUUGGUGGGAUUUUGAAUUUCCCGCCAAAAUAAAAAAUCUUGGCAUUGUGUUUCACCCAGUGAAUUUUGAUUUUCUAGGUCUCUAGUUUAUUCAGAUAGCGAAAUCUUGUUUUAAAAAAGUUGUAAACAGUGUAUUUAUGGGAAAAAUGGAUUUGUACUAACGUAUUUUACCCUUUAGUUUCAUCACCUUCCGCCCUUGCCGACAUCUCGACGGAAAACACACGAUAUUCGGGAAAUUGGUGGGCGGACUCCCAACGUUGGCCUCAAUAGAGCGAGUAGAAACCGAUAAGAACGACGCACCGCUGGAACCGGUUGUAUUCAUCAAAGCCGAAGUGUUUGUAAAUCCAUUCGAAGAAGCGGAAGCCCAAGUUUUGAAGGAAAGAGAGGAGGCGUUGGGGAUUCAGAAGGAAAAAAGUGAGUUUGUAAUGGGUUAGUGAGGAGGCAAAGAGAUUUUAGGAGGGAGUUUGGGUCAUUUACUUUUUUGAGUCAUCUGGAAAUUCGAAAUUUUUUGUUUUUUUUUGCGGAAAAAACGAGAUUUUUUUGGAACUUUUAAUUUUUUUGGUUGUUUUGAAGGGGUGUAGGCAUCGUAUUUAGCGUUUUUGGAGGUUGUAGGGACUAAAAUACGAGAAUUUAGAGUUAAGUCUGAAUAUUUUAAAAAAUUUUGGGUCCCGACACGAAAAUUUUUUGUUUUGGAAAAAGUGGAAAUUUGGCUUCCAGAAGCAGCAAACCACUGGAAAAUGAAGGGAAAAUAUUUUUUCAGUCACUUUCGAUCGAUUAUACCAUGAUUUUUCAUAAUUUUUCCAGAAAGUGUCCCCGAAUACAAAUCCACCGGCUAUUCGGGCGAUGUCCCCAAACCCAAAGCCCAUUCAGCUGGCGUUGGAAAAUACAUUCGACCAGACGUAAAAACUGCCCUGAAACGAAUAGGAGAUGUUGGAUUGGUGGGCGCUGAACCCAAACAGAAACAAAAGAAAAAUUACGAUUUUAGUGAUUGGUAA